AUGGAUGACACUAUUUUCGAUCCCAAUGAUCUACUUAAACAGAUUGAUACAGUAUCUCGUUCUCAACGUACACUCUUUGCUGAAUUUGAACGUCAACGUAGUCGUCUUAAUCAACUUUUUCAUUGUUAUGAUAAUCAACAAUCAGCUCGUGAUUCCGAAUUACGUCGUCAAUCUGAACAAAUUAAUAAAGAAACACGACAAAAAAUACAUCAUCGAUCACAUACAAUUAUGACAGAACGUGCUCGUUUAACACAUAUUCUUGAUGAUGACAUGAACAAUUCAUUUUCAUCAGAUAAUUUACAUAAUAUUUUUCGUUUUAAAACUCAUUCGAACGAUAGAAAACGAAAAGUUUAUGGAUGUUUAUUACCACAAUUGAAAGCACCAUUGAAAAAAAAUUGUAAUAGUAAUUGGACACAAAUAAUAUCAAAUUCAAAUUCAAGACAAUCAAAUUUUCCAAAAAAUAUUGAAAGUCGACGAAAUUCAAUUAAUAAAUUUAUUGAAUCAAAUCUAGAACAACGAAAUAAAAUGAAUGAUAUUAUUGAUAAAUUUUUAUAUGAAUUAGAAGAAUAUCAUGGUGAUGGUUAUGAUCAUUUUCUUCAAACAAGUGAACCAAAUCGAAAUGCACAAAUACUUGCACAACAAAAUAUUAAACAUAAGAAUCGAAAACAAAUCAAUUGA
This is a messenger RNA of Rotaria sordida, 678 nucleotides long. The record is from the annotation of a GenBank genome assembly. NCBI's taxonomy places the organism in Eukaryota, Metazoa, Rotifera, Eurotatoria, Philodinida, Philodinidae.